Salvelinus fontinalis (brook trout) is the source of this 1051-nucleotide messenger RNA. Its product is annotated as mitotic checkpoint protein BUB3-like. NCBI's taxonomy places the organism in Eukaryota, Metazoa, Chordata, Actinopteri, Salmoniformes, Salmonidae. The record is from RefSeq and is a predicted model, not a curated record. Gene Ontology annotation, molecular function: ubiquitin binding. The transcript is spliced from 5 exons. Gene Ontology annotation, cellular component: bub1-bub3 complex; mitotic checkpoint complex; kinetochore. Bases 185 to 772 code for a protein of 195 amino acids. Gene Ontology annotation, biological process: mitotic spindle assembly checkpoint signaling.
ACGAACAAGGCGGGAAAGUUGGUUAUUCGUUCUGACCAAUCAAUCCACUCGUGUAGCAACGCUGCUGCGGAGUGUGUACAGUGCAGAGGGACGAGGAAGCGAACAUAUUAGUCUAUAAGAUAAACGACGAGUUAUUUUUUCCAAUUUUAUACCCAAGGAGGUACUUCAGCUCAAACCAAGAACGAUGACUGGCUCGAACGAGUACAAACUGAACCAGGGACCAGAGGACAGUAUCUCUGCUGUUAAGUUUAGCCCCAGUACAGGCCAGUUCCUUCUAGUGUCCUCUUGGGACUGUACUGUCCGGCUCUACGAUGUGGGAGGAAACUCCAUGAGGAUCAAAUAUUCACACCUGGCACCGGUGUUGGAUUGUGCUUUCUAUGACCCUACACAUGCCUGGAGCGGAGGAUUGGACACGCAGUUGAAAACCCACGACUUGAAUACAGAUCAAGAUACAAUAGUUGGGACACACGAUGCCCCCAUUCGCUGUGUGGAAUACUGUCCCGAGGUCAACGUCAUGGUAACGGGUAGCUGGGACAGGUCAGUCAGGCUGUGGGACCCCAGGACCCCCUGUAACGCUGGCACCUUCACACAGCCCGAAAAGGUGUACACCCUCUCUGUGGCUGGAGAACGGCUGAUAGUGGGGACAGCAGGGAGGAGGGUGUUGGUCUGGGACCUGAGGAAUAUGGGUUAUGUCCAGCAGAGGAGAGAGUCCAGUCUGAAAUACCAGACACGAGCCAUCAGGGCCUUCCCUAACAAACAGGUAAACCUCUAGUCUAGCUCAGUACCAGACACGAGGCAUCAGGGCCUUCCCUAACAAACAGGUAAACCUCUAGUCUAGCUCAGUACCAGACACGAGGCAUCAGGGCCUUCCCUAACAAACAGGUAAACCUCUAGUCUAGCUCAGUACCAGACACGAGGCAUCAGGGCCUUCCCUAACAAACAGGUAAACCUCUAGUCUAGCUCAGUACCAGACACGAGGCAUCAGGGCCUUCCCUAACAAACAGGUAAACCUCUAGUCUAGCUCAGUACCAGACACGAGCCAUCAGGGCCU